Messenger RNA from Lathyrus sativus (Indian pea), 1392 nucleotides. NCBI's taxonomy places the organism in Eukaryota, Viridiplantae, Streptophyta, Magnoliopsida, Fabales, Fabaceae. The record is from the annotation of a GenBank genome assembly.
AUGGCAGAAGUGGAGGUUGUACCACUUGGAAUUGCGAGCACCAUUAGUCAGGAACAACAUAGCAGCGUCAUUGCGAUGAAAGACAUCAAGGUAAACAAUCAUGCUCUGAGUCCUCCGUUCCCAAAGCCAUCGAAUCCUAAUUUCGACAUCAACAAUUUCAUCAUUCCUCCACAACCUCCUUCCAAAGUAUACAUUUCUGUUUUUGCUCACAAGUUAUUUGUUAAAAUACCUCUGACACCCAUUAAGACCAUUAAGAAUAACAUGGUGGAAACGUUGAACAUGCUUGGUUUGACUAAGCGAAUUGAAGAUCGAUUCUUGCUAACAAGUAGAAGUUAUGCCUAUGGUGAUGUUCUUGCUAUAGAUAAGCAAAUGCGCCAUAUGGGUAUUGCUAAUUUGACUAUUUCUUUUGCAAGCGAGUUGCUUCAUAGUGCUGAAGAGCUUAUUAGGAGGGGUUUGCAUCCUAGUAAGAUUAUGAAUGGAUAUACCAAAGCUAUUAAUAAGACUGUUGAAACAUUGGACAAACUUGUUGAGGAAGGUUCAGAUAAUAUGAAUGUAUUUGAUAAGGAGCAAGUUGUUUCUCGAAUAAAAGCAGUUGUUUUCAGCAAGCAAUUCGGUCAAGAAGAUACUAUAUGCUCCCUUGUUGCUGGUGCAUGUAUUCAAGUGUGUCCAAAAAAUUAUGUAAACUUUAAUAUGGACAAUGUUCAUGUUGCAAAACUCUUGGGAGGAGGGCUACGUAACAGUACAGUUGUUCGGCGAAUGGUUCUGAGAAAUGAUAUUGUUGGUAGUAUAAAGAGAAUGGAAAAGGCAAAGGUUGUUGUGUUUUCAGGUGGGGUUGAUACAUCUAUAACUAAAAAUCAGGGAACUGUUCUCAUACGUUCAGCUAAGCAGCUAGAGAAUUCUUCAAAAACUAAAGAGGAUAAAGUUGAGGAGCUCAUCAAGGAAGUAGGAGAGUUGGCUUUACAUUUUUGUGAGUGUUAUAAGCUUAUGGUUCUGAAAAUUAGUUCUAAGUUUAAACUGCAUCGAUUUUUCCAUACAACCGGUGUUGUUGCUAUGUCGAAGCUUAUUCAACCAAAUCCAGAUGAUGUUAGAUAUGUCGAUUCGAUUUUAGUUGAGGAAAUUGGUGGUGCAAGGGUUACCAUUGUUAAAAAGGAAGAAGGUGGCAAUUCUGUUUCAAUUGUUGUCUUGAGAGGAAGUAUUGAUAGUAUACUUGAUGAUAUUGAAAGAGCAGUUGAUGAUAAAGUGAACAGUUACAAGGCCAUGUGCAGGGAUAGCCGUAUUGUGCCUGAAACUGCUGCAACUGGAAUUGAGUUAGCUAAGUGGGUGAAAGAAUUUUCUUUUAAGGAGACAGGAUUGGGUCAGUAUGCUAUAGCCAAAUCUGCUGAAUGUUUUUAG